AUGCAUCGUGGAAAUGAUAAGCGAUCCAGGGGCUAUAUGGCCAAUCGAGGGGGAUCCUCCAACAAAAGAAAUUACAGUCAAGCAUCAUCACCUUGCGAGCAUUUUCAACGCGGAAGGUGUCGUUAUGGUAGCAAAUGCAAAUACUCUCAUCAAAUGGCCGGGGUCGCCGAGUUCCAGUCAAAAUCGGCCGUUAACCAACGAACGCCUGCCAACCCAGAGGCUCGGAAUCGAUACUUCGAUUGGAAAAGACUUCUUCGUGAGGGUCCCGUGCGAACCGGUCAUAUUCAAAGGGGAAAUGAUACUCUGGCCGAUUUUUGGAAUGGGGCUCUCAAAAUCUUGGAAAGCAAAAGUACCGAGGAUCAUCAGUUCCUCGCCAAAGAUCUUGUGAACGAUGAGUUACGAGGGUUUGCAUUUAUCCUAGCAACUGCUCAGUCGGACAUUUUACCAAAUUUCGAUCAGAUCUCGUCUCACCACGAGGCCUUUUUGAAAGUUAUUACUCAUGCUUCUCUGUUGAGCUGUCUGUCCGUUGAUACUUUUGUUGGCACUUUUUACACAUACUUCAGUGGUACCAAUGGAGAUCGAGCAAUCACAUACCUCUCAGGCAUCUCCCAGAAGUUGAUGGCUUGGCAGGAUAGCACCGAGGUUACCCCAAUGGUAUCCUUGAGUAUGUUAAAUUUGAUAUUGAACGUUCUUUACCAGCUGUUGUCAAGGGUCCGUCAUUCUCGAUUCCACGCCGAACUUCCUCGGUUGCUCGACCUCACCCACGCGAUGAAAUCCAAGAUCACCGAAACAAGCUCCCAAGCCGACCUGGAUGGAAUUGAGAGCAGAACCGAAAUAUUGACAAAUCUGGUCAACAACGCGAACCGCAGUCUGUGUGCACCAAAGCCACAAGAAGACAUUUCCCCGAAGAGUAAUCAGGUCAUGUCGUCCUUUCCAAUGGACUUGCAGAUCCCUGGUGGAAGACACGACAAUGACCUAGCCGAGAUCUCUCGAAUUCAAAUCCUUCCGACCCAUGGGGAGAUUUUGAGCGGUGAUACAGAAUAUCUACCCUCUACCAACUUCCUCCAGUCCCACAUUUUGACCGAUCCAUUGCAGCGAUACAUUGAUUCAACAUUCCGGCUCUUACGCCAUGAUAUCUUUGCCUCGGCCAAAGAUGUCCUCAGAGAUCUCCUGCAACAGAAUGAUUUGACCCAAGUCCUCCACCGCUUGGGUAAGGCCAAUGGGGCGAAUUUCUACCUGGGGGCACGUGUCCGACACGUCUUUAUCAAUGAGAGAAAUGAGCUUGAAGCAACUUUAUCAUUCCAUCCACCGCCAGAAUUGCGCAAGAAAACUUCAAGCGAGCAGUGCAUAUGGUGGCAAGGCUCCAGUCGGUUAGAUCAGGGGAGCUUGGUGUGUUUCUUGCCAUCGCAAGGAACGAACAGAAGGAUCAUCUUUCUUGAGGUCACUGAAAAAAAUUGUUCGAAGAAUCGAGGGCAUCAGAACAGCAGCAGUCUGGUCUCAGAGAAGUUCGCGUCCAGUAUCACAGUGAAGCUUGCAUCGUUUCAACAAUCGGAAUUGCUGCUCCUGAGCUAUCUCUACAGCAAGAAGGUUCCUGGGAUCCUCGUCGACUUCCAUGGGAUGAUCCCUGCGACAUUCAUGCCAAUUCUGAAGAAUCUACAGCGAAUUGAACGCGAAGGAGAAUUAUCAUUUCAAAAGUGGAUCCUGCCAGGCCGGUCAAAUGACGGAGCUGGUCAUAUAAUACCCCCACCGGCGUAUGCACGCAGAAAUGGGUUUGUAUUUCCACUGACUUCCAUCACGAAGCUGGGAGUUGCGAGCGCCGCCCUGGACCCAAGAGCCCCGGAGUCUAUCGACCUCUUGAGAUUGGAAAAUCAGACUGGACUCGACUAUGGUCAGUGUCAGGCUCUUAUCGCGGCUCUCACUCGAGAAUAUGCCCUCAUCCAAGGCCCGCCAGGCACUGGAAAGUCGUACUUGGGAGUGAAGAUUGUUCAGGCGCUCCUCGAGGUCAAGCGCGAUGCAAAUCUCGGCCCGAUAAUGGUGAUCUGUUAUACCAACCAUGCCUUAGACCAGUUCCUGAAACAUCUUCUUGAUGUUGGGAUCGAGAAGAUCAUACGCAUUGGUGGUCGUAGUCAGGCUGCUGAGCUCGAAGGAAAGAACCUUCGGGUCAUUAGCAAGGACAUUGCGAAGACAAGAGUAGAAUCUCAAACACUUGGCAUGUCCUAUGGAGCUAUUGAUUCUUGCAUGAAUGCUGCUGGAAGCUGCUUGAAACCUCUCCACCAGUCCCACAAAGGUUUAUCUUGGAACGCGAUAGAGCCCAGCUUGAGACGCAGAUGGCCCGGCAUACAUCGACAGUUUGAAAAACAGGACGAAGAGGGAUUUACAACAGCCAGAACGGAUGUACUUCUUAACUGGCUCGGUUUAAAGUCAAUGAAGACACAGGAAGAUAAUCACGACGAUGGAAUUAACGAGGUGCGCUUGCAAGAACUGACACGUGCUGCAAAUAGAGAUAUUCACACUCUCACCAUGUCGGAUCGCCAAGUUCUCGCAAACAGCUGGUUCAGAGAGCGGCAGGAAGCUGGGGCUGCUUCGCUUUUUGAGGCUGUUGAUCAGGCAAUGUCCCAUCGCCGAGACAUCAACGCUGUUCAUGAGGAGAUUGACCGCCGAGCUCUGGUUCAAGCAGACGUGAUAGGAAUUACUACCACCGCACUUGCACGACACGUUGAGACCCUACGGCGUAUCAACGUCAGGGCCAUGAUAUGCGAGGAGGCCGCCGAGGUGAUGGAAGCCCACAUUAUCUCGGCUUUAAUGCCUGGUGUUGAACACUUCAUCCAGAUUGGGGAUCAUAGACAACUGCGGCCGCAGAUUCAAAACCACUCGCUCAGUAUUGAAUCGUCCUCAGGGAAAAAAUGGCAGCUAGACCGAAGUCAGUUUGAACGGCGCGCUGUUGGCGAGCCAGGUCUAAGCCCAGUCCCCGUUGCACAACUCAACAUACAGCGAAGAAUGAGGCCAGAGAUUUCGCAGCUUAUUCGCAGUGUCUACCCACGCCUCGAAGAUCAUGAAUGUGUAAUGACCCUGCCGAAGGUUGUGGGAAUGCGUGACAAUCUCUUUUGGCUCGAUCAUCGCCACGACGAAGACUCGAGAGAUAACGGCAGCCGUGUUAAGUCUCAUGGCAACCAAUGGGAGGUCGAUAUGGCAACCGCCAUGGUUCGGCAUCUCGUUAGACAAGGAGAGUAUACGAGUACAGACAUUGCUCUGUUAACCCCAUACACGGGACAGUUACGAAAGCUCAGAGCAUCGCUCAGCAAUGACUUCGAGAUCUGUCUAAGCGAGCGGGACUUGGAGACAUUGGCUGCGGAUGGGAUAGAGAACCAUGGCACUGGGAUUGUCGAAUCGAAGAACCCGGAAUCGACCGAGAAAAAGACGCUUCUUCAAACGCUCCGUCUUGCCACAGUAGACAACUUCCAAGGCGAGGAAGCAAAGGUUAUCAUUGUCUCUCUUGUUCGCAGUAACUCACAACACAAAGUCGGCUUCCUUCGCACUCAAAAUCGCAUCAACGUACUCCUGAGCCGAGCCCAGCACGGCAUGUACAUUAUUGGGAACUCCGAGACAUACCUCAAUGUUAAAAUGUGGGCGGAUGUCCACUCUCAACUUGCCCGCGCAAGUGCUGUGGGCACGGAGCUGGCUCUCUGCUGUCCUCGUCAUCCUGAAACUCCCAUCCUUUGCUCCGAACCCCAUGACUUUGAGCGAAAAAGUCCUGCAGGGGGGGUGCAGUCUCCCAUGUGCCCGUCGCCUCGAGCCAUGUGGGCACCAGUGCCAAGCUAUGUGCCACUCGGCGCUCAUGCAUGA
Messenger RNA from Penicillium brevicompactum, 3843 nucleotides. RefSeq lists its product as uncharacterized. NCBI's taxonomy places the organism in Eukaryota, Fungi, Ascomycota, Eurotiomycetes, Eurotiales, Aspergillaceae. Bases 1 to 3843 code for a protein of 1280 amino acids. Gene Ontology annotation, molecular function: helicase activity; metal ion binding. Gene Ontology annotation, biological process: regulatory ncRNA-mediated heterochromatin formation. The transcript has 2 exons. The record is from RefSeq and is a predicted model, not a curated record. Gene Ontology annotation, cellular component: nuclear RNA-directed RNA polymerase complex.